GGAGAGUGUGUGAUCAGGGGAAGAAUGACACUUAAAGAAAUAUCACAAAGGAAAUGGAGGGAGACAACUGGGCUUUUAUCGUUGGAUUGAAAAAACGAACCAGGAAGGCCUUCGGGAUACGGAAGAAAGAGAAGGACAGUGACUCUACGGGGUCCCCAGACAGAGAAGGGGAGCCCCCAGAGGCAGAACCGUCACAGAGGAAGACGAACGGGGCACCAAAUGGCUUCUAUGGCGAUAUUGACUGGGAAAGAUAUAAUUCUCCUGAGGUUGAUGACGAGGGCUACAGCAUAAGACCCGAUGAAGAGUCAGAGGAGGGAGAUAUCAAGAAGAUGCACUUUUUCUCCUCAGAUGAAUCAGAGGAAGAGGAGGAGCAGAGAAGAAAGUUUAAAAUCAAGAUCAAGCCCCUCCCACCAGAUUGUGUGAUCACAGCCCCCACGGUGGACGAGCUCAAAGCCUCUAUAGGGAACAUAGCUCUGUCCCCCUCUCCUCUGGGUUUGAACAGGAACAGCUCCAAUGAUGACAUCGUACGACCUCGGCGUGUUGUCACUGUUCCUCCUGUGGCAGCUUCAUCAGCUCGUCAGCCUCAAAUCUGUCAGUCUCCUGUCACAGAGGAUACUCUUGCCUUAUUUGGCCCGCCUUUGGAAACUGCCUUUGGGGAACAGAAAACUGAAGCAGUUCUAUCUGACGCCUGGGGAGUCUCUUUAUCAGAGUCCAAUUCCUCUUUGAGCAGAGCAUUUCCAACAGGAACUCCACCUCCUCUUCCUCCCAAAAACGUUCAGACUCCGCCUCCGACUGCCGGCUCUGUGGAAAAUCCUGAUUCCUCAACAGAAGCAGAGAGCCCACACAGAAAGCCUUCUAUAGCCGACCUAGACAACGUCUUCGGCCCAGAAGCAGCACCCCCUGCUGCCGAAGAGACAAAUGACUCCUGGGUGUGUUUCAGUGAAGACUCCCCAGCACCAAAGGAACAGGCCCCUGUCCUCCCCUCCUCUCCUCCUCUUCCCCCUUCCUCCCCUCCUCCUUCUCUACCCACGUCUCCCUCACCACCACAAGAACUAGCACCUUCUCCGCCUCCCCCAACUACUCCUCCUCGUCCCAAAGAGGACACAGCGCCCCCUAUACCUACCUCUCCAUUAGAACAGCCUCAAAUCCCAUCUGGUCCCACUACACCUCAGGAUAGAGAGCCUUUAUCCACAUCCCCUCCACCUCCACCGAAAGAUCUAGCAUCUCCACCUGCAAUGUCUCCCCCAAUCAUCUCUUCUACCAGCCCCCCUCCACAAGUAAGCACUCCCCCCACAGAUGUACCCACAAUGCACUCCCCUCCUCCACUACUGCCCCCUACUGUUACAUCACCAGAAGAGAAACCCAUAAGUCCAAAAGUGCCCCUAUCCAAAGAGGACAGUGUUGAAGUUAUAGGAUCAUCCAAGGACACAGGCCAGGAGAGCAGGGGCAUGGCUCCGUCCCCUCAGCCCCCUCAGCCACCCCAGCCACCCGCCUACAGCACGGUGGCAUCUCCAGGACCCACAUCAGGCACAAACAGUGGCUCAUCCUCUCCUGUGAGACCCAGUACACCUUCAUCAGUAAACCCCACCCCUCCUCCUCCUCCUCCUCGACCUCCGUCACGGCCUAAACUCCCUCCAGGCAAGCCCACUGUGGAUGGGAGUCGCCCAUUCAGCCCUCCAGUGCACUCGGCCAGCCCUCCUCCUGUAGCUCCUUUAGCCCGAGCAGAGAGUACCUCCUCCAUCUCUUCCACCAACUCUGCAGCCACCACCCCCACCGUCAACAAAGAGCUGUGUGUGUCUGUGUCAGAUGAUGAUGCUUUUGUAGAUCUGCCCUCCUUUGAGAGACACUUUGAUGCAGUUUCAGAGAAUGACCAGCCUUCCCUGGUUUGGUUUGACAGAGGAAAGUUUUAUUUAACAUUUGAAGGCUGCUCUCGGGGGCCCAGUCCUCUCACUAUGGGAGCACAGGACACUCUGCCAGUGGCAGCGGCCUUCACGGAGACCGUAAAUGCCUUCUUUAAAGGAGCAGAUCCCAGCAAGUGCGUGGUAAAGGUCAUAGGUGAGAUGGUGGUGUCGUUCCCAGCAGGCAUCACACGGCACUUUGCCAAUAACCCAUCACCCGCUGUUCUAACCUUCAGUAUAACCAACUACAACCGCCUGGAGCAGGUGCUCCCCAACCCUCAGCUGCUCUGCUGCGACCACACCACAGCGACCAACGGUGACUCCAAGAACUUCUGGGUGAAUAUGCCAAACCUGAUCACGCAUCUGAAGAAAGUCUCAGAGCAGAAGCCACAAGCCACAUACUACAAUGUGGACAUGCUCAAAUAUCAGGUCUCUGUACAGGGGCUUCAUUCCACGCCUCUGAAUCUGGCAGUGAGCUGGAGAUGUGACGCGUCCAGCACUGACCUGAGGAUAGACUACAAGUACAACGGGGACGCCAUGGCAACGCCUACAGCGCUAAACAAUGUCCAGUUUCUGGUGCCGGUGGAUGGAGGCGUGUCCAAACUACAGGCUGUGCUGCCUCCUGCUGCCUGGAAUGCAGAGCAACAGAGAAUCCUUUGGAAAAUCCCCGAUAUCUCACUAAAAUCUGAAAAUGGAGGGGUGGGAUCGUUGUUGGCUCGGUUCCAGCUGACACAGGGCCCCAGUAAACCGGCUCCUCUGGCUGUGCAGUUCACCAGCGAAGGCAGCACUCUGUCAGGUUGUGAUAUCGAACUGGCUGGGCCGGGCUACCGCUUCUCCCUCAUCAAGAAGAGGUUUGCUGCAGGAAAGUACUUGGCAGAUAACUAAGGCAUUCCCAGGCUGAGGGGUCCCUAAAACCAUUCCCAGGCUAAGGGGUCCUUGUUGGACAUUGGACAGCUCCACAGUCUGCCAGCAGUAUUCUCAAACCUCACGUCCCAUCGUAUUUGUAACCAUUCACCUACACAUCGUCUGUACUGCUGCGUUCAAUCACUGGGUUCUUCCUACUUCCUGUUUCGCAGUCUGUGCCUCUGCCUCCAUCUCCUGGUCAAAACGUGGUAGUGUUUUUGGAGUCUCACUGCAGUUGCCUGUCUCAAAGCUGGUGAGAUUUGCCUUUUAUUAUUUUAUAUUUAUUACCAAAAUAAAAUGCAGAAGACAUUGAUAACACAUUUGUGUAAUUUUAAGUUUGGUGGCCUUCUUACAGUGUACUUAUUACUCUAAUACUGGGUCACUCCAGCCACAUCGACUCAUUCAAAUGCAUUUAUUUGGGUUACAAUGAUGGACACAGAGGUCAGGCAGCUGCAGAGAGCUCCUCUAUAGAACAAAAGUCAUGUAUAAAGUCACUGGAUCCCUUCUAUAGGUCUCUUAUAUACAGGGCGUUUGGUGUUCCUCGUAUUGUCCUCCUGUUGUUGCCAUGGCAGCAGUGUUAGACUCCAGAGUACAUGAGAGCAUCUAUUUUUAUUUAUUGACAAAUAAACUUGUUGUAUAAAAUGUGAUUCUGUUUAUGUAUAAAAUGUGAUUCUGUUUAUGUAUAAAAUGUGGUUCUGUUUAUGUAUAGAGGUGGAAUGGUACGACAACUCCCUUAAAGGUAUAAAUAUUUGAACUUUUUGUUAUCUGUGUAGUUGGUAACAUGUGUACAGUAUAAGGUAUAAUUUUGGAAUUUAUUUCAAAUAUAAUUUUUUAACUCAAGUGCAACAGAUUUGAGCUCUAUAUGGGGCAGGUGGACGGGAUAAGAUUUGAGCUCUAUAUGGGGCAGGUGGGCGGGGUAGAUUUGAGCUCUAUAUGGGGAGUGGGGUAAUUUAAAGAAAAACAUGACUAUCUGGAUGCUGUGUUGAUGCUUUGUGAAAGCAGUGUUACUGUAGUUACUGUUCCUCUCAUGAGUGUGGCUGUGGCGGCGGUGGCGGAGGUGGUGGUGGCGGCGUGCCACUGCAGUAGAGUCUGUGACUAAAACCAGCUGUUUAUUUGAUUCAAAUGACAAAACCUCUGUGUCACAUUUAUGUAGGUGGCCUCGUGCUUCUGUUCAGAUCAGAGAGUUUGGCUGGAUUCAGACUGCGUAAACAUUGGUUCUAAUUUGGCCCUGUUCUAGUCCUGGUCUAGUUGUGCUUUAGUUCCGGUUUAAUCAUUGCUUAGUCCUGGUCUAGUCCUGGUUUACUCCUGGUUUACUCCUGGUUCCAGGAGUACAUAUUGGUACAGUCAUAGACUGUAUAUAAAAUGCAUAAAUGCAUUUAUAUAAAUAUUUGUUAUACAGUCUAGGGAGCUGGUACCUGAAUAGGACUUUGUGCUGUACCUAAUAGCACCCAGCCCCACAUGUGAACAUUUCAACAGCACCCAGCCCCACAUGUGAACCGUUUAACAGCACCCAGCCCCAUGUAUCAACGCUCCCUGAAGGAGCAGAUGAAGGGUGUGGGUCUGGUGAUGUACUCCUGUAGUGCUCCACCUGACUGAAGAGCCUGAUAGUAUCUUAUUAUAGUAAUUGUAGUAGUCAACCCUGACCCUAUAGGGCUAUAUACUGAUUAUAUAACCCUGACCCUACCCCUCAAACACAGCAUAUAGUAUAGUUAUAUAGUGUUAGACAGUAAUUAUAUUAGCCAAACCCCUAACCCUAAUCCUGACCUCGACCCUCAAACACAGCGUGUUGUAGGCGCGCUCUGAUCUGAACAGAGUUAAGAACUUCAUGCGGCUCUCUCCUUUCAUACUUGUCUCUGUGAGAUGAUAUGAUUUGAAUGCAAACUGAGUUGUUUUGUUUUAUAUUUUGUGUGAGCUCCUGGACGAGUCUGUUGUUGUUUCGCAGAAUAAGCUGAAUAUUUUUUAAAGGCCUAAAAAAUACAAAUGUUAUAUAUUUGUUUAUUGUAGAACUUCCUGAAUGCUCUGACUGUCGACAUGAAGAACAAAAGAUCUGUACUUAUCUCAAUGCACAUGACUAUGAUGUUAAAAUAAAAACAUUAUGUCACAUUUUGAAUCAACUUUCUGUCAGCCAUGUUUGUACUUGAACAUGUUUGACCGAAAGUUCUUUGUACAAUGACUGGUCCAGCAUUAUCUAAAAAUAUAUAUAAAACUAAUAAAAGACAUCGUACAGAUCUGCUCCAUCAGUGAAAUAUGCACUUCCCUCUGACAUGAGGCUAGUCUGCCUUUAGAUGACGCUGUACCAGGCUGUUGUUGAGUCCAUAGACUAAUUAAAUCAAAAAUAAUAAGUCUAUGCAGAAGGGGCGUGUCUGUGUGCUGUGUGUCUGAAAACAUGCAAACCAUCUGUACAGUAUCAACAACGCUAUGAUGAACCUGGAAAAUGAGUUUGCUUCUUUCCAAACAAUAAAAGUGCUACAUGUCUGAA
This is a messenger RNA of Periophthalmus magnuspinnatus, 5280 nucleotides long. It is a transcript of the gene sgip1a, whose product is annotated as SH3GL interacting endocytic adaptor 1a. The transcript is spliced from 24 exons. The record is from RefSeq and is a predicted model, not a curated record. Gene Ontology annotation, cellular component: plasma membrane; clathrin-coated vesicle; clathrin-coated pit. Lineage: Eukaryota; Metazoa; Chordata; Actinopteri; Gobiiformes; Gobiidae. Bases 54 to 2783 code for a protein of 909 amino acids. Gene Ontology annotation, biological process: synaptic vesicle endocytosis; clathrin coat assembly; clathrin-dependent endocytosis.